AUGUGUUUAUUUGGCAUCCCUAAAGACGAAGACAUAGUCUUUGUCGAUCGUCGGGCUCCCCGCCAUAAAUCCACCCAAGUGAUCCGCGAAAGACGUUCCCACUCAUCUCGUCCCGUAUCCCGCGUCUCAGAAACCAUCAUCAAACAACACCACCGCCGACCUUCCACACCCAUGUCCGAAGUUCACCGGCAUUCAACCUCAAUGACCGAGAUUCACCGCGGCCCACCCAGCCAUCGGCAUUCUAGCUCUAUGACGGAAAUCCACCGCUCACACACUCCUGUUCCGCCGACUCCAAAGCCAGCUACUCCUGUUCCCCCUCCGGCGUCCGUUGCUCCUCCACCACCACCACCACCAGCUUCAGUAGGAUUUCCCCCAGGAUAUCCCCAGGCACCUUCAUACCGCGAUCUCUCACCUCCUCGCGUGCCCACUCCACCAGAAGAAAGCAGAGUCGAAUUAAUAAAAGUGGAAGAAGAACACUGGCCGCCGCACUCCCAUGGGCGAUCCAGUCCGAGCGCAAUCCAUGUCUCAAGGAGGAAGAGUAGGAAAGGGAGUGUUUCGAGCGGGAGAGAUAAAGAUAGAGAUAGGAGCGAGAGAGAGGAAAUUUACAUCCAGAGAGAUCGUAUUAUUGAGCGUGGUACCCCAUCUCGGCAUGCGUCUUCGAGUCCGAGCUCGUUUGCAAGGAGGGGGAGUAGAGGGAGUGGUACUCCUGAGCCGGUGCAAAGUGGAUACCGUACAGUAGAGGGGACGGGAUGGGAUGAUAGAAGACCUAUUACGCCGAGUGGAUAUAGAGUUGUGGAUGGAGCGGGAGCGAGAAGAGGAAGCGGAGUUGGAAUAGCAAAUAUCCAUCGAGAGAGAGAAUGGGAGAGAGAGAAAGUAUCACCUUCGGAGUUUGGUGGAAGGAGGGGUAGUAUCCCCUAUGAUAAUGGAUCUAUUGGGAGACCGCGAAGUUCGGCGGGAAGAUUUGCGGAGAGAGAGAGGGUGGUUAUGGAUGAGGGAGGGAGAAGAAGGGAGAUGUAUAGAAGGGCUUGA
This is a messenger RNA of Botrytis fragariae, 1029 nucleotides long. RefSeq lists its product as uncharacterized. The coding region runs from base 1 to 1029 and encodes 342 amino acids. The record is from RefSeq and is a predicted model, not a curated record. The transcript has 3 exons. NCBI's taxonomy places the organism in Eukaryota, Fungi, Ascomycota, Leotiomycetes, Helotiales, Sclerotiniaceae.